GACGGACGACGAGGGGUACUCUGACUUGUGAACAAAAAUUUUUUUCCUCGUACCCGAGUUAUUCGAGUUUAUCGAUUAUUUAUAGUUUCUAGUUUCCCGUGUUUUUAGUGAACGAUCGAUCACAUUAGUAAAUAGUAAUCUUAUCAUGUUGUGUUAGUUAUUCAAUCGCAUUUGUGAUGUUGCCCGAAAAUGGUUUGUAUAGACGAAGUAGUUGCUUACUUCAAAACACUUAAAAGCUACGAACGGCUUUGGAUGAUGUGUAGACUCCAAAGCCACUGUCUUCCAAUUGAAUUGAGGUACCUCGGCACUUGUUUAGAUAACUUGUCUAAAAGAGAUAUUCACAUAUUGAAAAAAUUGGAACUUGAAGCCAACGAUCCAGCCAGCGUUAGUGAAGUAGCUUGCAAGUGUAUUUGCGAUAAAACUGUUAGGGCAGCGGUUAUCAAGUAUUUAUCUGUAUUAAACACUAAUAGUACAAAGUGUUCUGAACUAAUUUAUAAAGCGCUAACAGACGACAAAGGUCUAGAACGUAUAUUUAAGUGUCCAAAAGCGUUCUUUAACGAUAAAAACGCAUUUGAGGAGCUUAUGGUAUUGUACACAUUAGCUGUAAAUCAUCCAGCAUUCAUAUUUGAACAAAAAACUCAAUUAGAUAGCAUAUUCAACUGUAUUAAGAAAGAAAAAGAGAGACAACUAUCCAAAAAGAAAGGCGGUGAUCUAGACAAAGAAUCUUCUGAUAUUUUGGAGAAUAUCAACACCAUGAUUCCACCACCCAACUAUAUGUAUCAGCAAACUCAAGGAGGAUCGAAUUAUCCUCUGAAUAGAAAUGGAUAUUUAUAUCCACGUCAUUAUUAUCCGUUUCCUCCUGUGAAUGUUCCACCAAUGCAAGUUUGUUAUGACUAUCCACCACCAACAGCAGUUUCAGGAAUUAGAGGACCACAUCAAGCUAAUUUUUCAAAAUCUCCAAGCCCAGUUUCAUGGCCUCCACGUACAUUCCAAAUAAAUCCACGUAAUCAACCACCAAACAUAAACUCAAAGCAAAGACAUCCUACUCCACCGAGAUAUCGUAAUCCUUCAGAUCCUAGUUAUCCAUUUUCACAAACUUGGAAUAAUUGGAACAUGUACCAAAUGUCACCACAUAAUAUGUAUGCCAAUUAUAAUUAUACACCAGGCAUGGUCCCUUCUUUUUAUCCUGAAAAUCCCAUGAGUCGUAACUAUCAAGGACACGGGACAAAAACUAAACAUUCAACUGUCAAUCGACAUCAAGAUCAAUGUAAAAGCCAAAUGCCGCCGCCAGCGCCUGUGUCUACUUCUCCAAAUAAGGUUGAUACUGUUGUGAAGAGUAAGCCUCUUUUAACAAAUGCCACAUUAAACUCUACAAUUGAAAACGAACCUAUUCUUGAAACACAUAAUCAGAUGCCAUCGUCAUCAAAAUCUUCAGAAGAUUGUAGUCAAAGUAGCUCUUAUAAAUCUAUUAAUUCAUCUAUUUCGGAUAAAAUGUCGGGAGCUUCUCCUCAGCAUGCAGUUCAGGGUAACUCUAAUAAUGCAAGUCCAAAGUUGCUUCAAUCUGAAAACCAAUGUCAAAAUGGUAGUGCAAAAGUGUGUAACUUAAAACUUACUCUUGAAAACAAGAUAAAAACAGACAAUGGUGGACAAACCAUUUCUACAAUUCAGCCAACACUACCAAAAACAAACUCACCACCUAUAAAUUCACAACAAACACUCUGUACUUCAGAUACAAAUCAGCAAACAAUUGCUACAUUAGGGCUUCCUAGAAGUGAAUCCAUAAAAAAUAUUGAUCUCUCUACUCUUUCAUCUGUGUUGGAUGAUGGUAAAAAUAAAGAGGAAAAGUCUAUUGCUGAGCCAAAUGAACUAAUUGAAGAAAAGUCCAAAUCUAAUUCUGAACACAGACCACAAAAUACAAAAAUUCCAUUGCAACUUGAAACUAACACAACAAAAGUAUAUGAAGUUAAAGAACCAAUAGCUGGUGCUAGUGCAAAACCAAUGACUACUUCAAUAACCACUAGUUCAUAUAAUGCGCAAACCAGUAAAUAUUAUAAGGGUCGUCCAAUACAAUCUCAACCAAGGACUUCACGCGAUGGAAAUAUAAAUAAUAGUUAUAAUAGAAAAUCUAUGGCAGGAGGACUUCCAGUAUCAUCCUUCAAUGAACCGGGUAGGGAAAAUAUGCAUAAAACUCAUCUUAAAGUACCUAAUAAUGGUCAACAAUAUUAUACUAUGGCGUAUGAUAAUGGAGCAAGUGCUCGAGGUUAUAAUACUCAAGCAUAUUAUGUUCAUCAACCUCAAACUUCUCAACCAAUGUCAGGUUUUUCUCCUAUGCCACGACAAUAUAUACCGCAACAACAUGUUGUUCAAUCACCUGAGUAUCAGCAAGUUUACCAACAACCUACUGAAUUUGUUUAUUAUCCAUCUUCUUCACAAACAUUUUAUACUACUACACCCGUCUUAAUGCAACCUCAAGUGUUAGCAUAUCAUCCACCAAAAGUAUCAUGCUAUAAUUGUGGAGGACAGAAUCACACAGGAGCUGAAUGUACUGAAUUGACAAUGGAAGAAAUAACAAGUAAAGGUCUAUACGAACAUCAUUAUGGACCAUCAAUGCCAGAUGGCAGACCCCGGAAUUGACAGUUAUACUGGAGCAAUUGUUAUUCAUAAUCACAACAUACAGGAUGACUUGAGACUUCAAGGAUGGUGAAACUACCAACACCCUCUCCUAUAGUAUUAAUUUUAAUUUAAUUUAAAUGAUGAUUCCUCGAUUCGUUACCUGUUGUUUCCAAAUAAAUAAGACUGGGUAAUGUUUUUCUUCCAUAUUAGUAUUUUUUAAAUUAAUAACGUUAGCAGUAUGAUAAAAAAAAAUAAUGUAAUAUUAAAUGUAAUCAAACCCUUUAAAUUUAUAACGACCUUGUCGUUUCCCUUUAUUUUAAAUUAUUUUCACCAGUCAUAUAAUAAUCAAUUCUUGAUAUUAUUUCUAACUUAUUGAAUCGUAGAUCCUAUAAGUGUUUCACAUCAUUUCCCUUCCCUUAAAUUAUAUCUUAUCGCAAAUGAAAUGUUUUCAACAAAACAGUUGCGAUAGAGAUUUUUAAAUGUUUAAUUUAAUAAUUUAUACUAUUUGUAACAUUCCCUUUUUAAUUUGACACCACUUGUGUAAACUGGUACCAUUUUAAAUAUUUUUGUCUAAAAUUACAAA
Rhopalosiphum maidis (corn leaf aphid) is the source of this 3196-nucleotide messenger RNA. RefSeq names its product ataxin-2. Gene Ontology annotation, molecular function: zinc ion binding; nucleic acid binding. The record is from RefSeq and is a predicted model, not a curated record. NCBI's taxonomy places the organism in Eukaryota, Metazoa, Arthropoda, Insecta, Hemiptera, Aphididae. The transcript has 9 exons. Bases 190 to 2634 code for a protein of 814 amino acids.